CAAGAGUAGUACAUUUAAUUAGGUUGCACCAGAAAUAAAAUUACAUUUUUCCAUUCCAGGUUUACGAAAGAGUAUUUUUUAUUUCUAAAUAUUGAAAAAAAUUAAAGAAAAAGUUUUUAAAUUCGCAUAUCGUUAGCACUGCUCUCACGUACUAAAUACAAAUUUGGCAAUUUGCCAUGAACUUCCGGUGUAAGAUAAAGACACACGCGGAUCUAUCAAGAAAAGAACGCGAAUAAUUACAAAAAUAUCUAAAAAAUUAAGACUUAUUUAGUAAUUUUACACUGUCUCAUAUUUAAAAAUGUCCAAUAACGGUGCUCCGGACUCGUGGGAAAGUCAAGCCGAAGUCGUAGGUGAACAAGGUGCACAAGAUUCUAAUGAUGUGUCUUCAAAAAUUUCCACGUUGAAUGUGAAUGCCGUGGAGUUCGUGCCUUCUUUUUGUAAGCCUUCGCAGGCUAGCGAUAAUUCUGAAUCACCUACCACACCACAAAAAUCUGAAAGCGAUUCUACAAAUUCUGCAGAGAGUCCUGUCCUAAACGGUUGUGCUGAUGCCGGUGACAGUGGCGAUGCUGGUGCCGCUUCAGCUUCGCCUCGGGUGGAGGAGCCACCUCCUGUUCCACCGGCAACAGUAGUGGUAGCGGCUCCUCUUCCAGUUCAAUCCGACUCCUCCCCAACCAUAGAUAGUUGGGAUGCUGAUGCUGAUGAUGCUCUCUUAACCCCGGAAGACAACAAUGAACCAGAAGAAGAAGAAUUGGAGCAACAGGAGGAUGGAGAAGCGGCAAAAAAGAUACCUAAAAAGAAGCCAGUCAGAGUGGAGGACACCCGAAGCAAGAAGGAACAUGUGAAUGUUGUGUUCAUUGGACAUGUUGAUGCUGGUAAAUCAACAAUUGGUGGUCAAAUUAUGUCAUUGACGGGUAUGGUGGAUAAAAGAACAUUGGAAAAAUAUGAAAGAGAAGCAAGAGAAAAGUCAAGAGAGUCCUGGUACUUAUCGUGGGCGCUUGAUACAAACCAAGAAGAACGUGACAAGGGAAAGACAGUGGAGGUUGGAAGAGCAUAUUUUGAGACUGAUAAAAAACAUUUCACAAUACUUGAUGCUCCCGGGCAUAAAAGUUUUGUUCCAAACAUGAUUGGUGGUGCCGCCCAAGCAGAUCUUGCUGUACUGGUAAUUUCUGCCCGUAAAGGAGAAUUCGAGACUGGCUUUGACAGGGGAGGGCAGACCAGAGAGCAUGCAAUGUUAGCAAAGACAGCAGGAGUCAAACAUCUAGUAGCACUUGUCAACAAAAUGGAUGAUCCUACUGUAGCUUGGGAAGAAAAGAGAUACAAUGAAUGCAGAGACAAGAUCUUACCAUACCUUAAGAAGCUAGGCUUCAAUCCCGCUAAGGAUCUAUCCUUCUUACCAGUCUCUGGUCAAACGGGACAGGGCCUAUUGGAGAGGGUAUCUGAAGAGAUCUGUCCAUGGUACCGUGGACCGUCAUUCAUCCAACUGAUUGACGAGCUGCCCUCGCUCAACCGCAAGAUGGACGGGCCCUUCAUAAUGCCCGUGGUAGACAAAUACAAGGACAUGGGCACCGUGCUGAUGGGCAAAGUGGAAGCGGGAACAACUCGCAAAAGCAGCACACUUUUCCUUAUGCCCAAUAGAGUGCAGGUGACAGUGGACCAGCUGUGGUCGGACGACAUCGAGGUGACGUCCAUCGGGCCCGGCGAGAACGUCAAGGUGAAGCUGAAAGGCAUCGAGGAGGAGGACGUUUCCCCGGGCUUCGUGCUCUGCGACACUGCCGACCCCAUCACCACCGGCAGGGUGUUCGACGCGCAGGUAGUGAUCCUGGAGCACAAGUCCAUUAUCUGUGCGGGAUACUCCGCCGUCAUGCACAUACAUUGUGCAGCUGAGGAAGUUACUGUUAAGGCCCUAAUCUGUUUGGUAGACAAGAAGACCGGCGAGAAGUCGAAGACGCGGCCGCGCUUCGUGAAGCAGGACCAGGUCGCCAUCAUGAGGAUAGAGUGCGCUGGCGUCAUCUGCCUCGAGCCCUUCAAGAAGUUCGCUCAGAUGGGCAGGUUCACCUUAAGAGACGAAAAUAAAACGAUCGCAAUUGGAAAAGUGUUGAAAGUGAUUGAGUAAGUUUGGCUCUACGAUUGUAAUUUAGCUAGGAUAGGCCUUUCCAAAACCUAUAUCAUGAGAGAGUGGAUGUAAUAUGUAAUCCUGAGUAUUGGGAUGUGAGAGCUGACUGCUUGUACCCCGAGAGCGGCGCACUGCCGCCGCCGCCGCAGCCGCAGCCGCAGACAGUAUGCUAUGUUAUUUUAAUGGUGGUAAAAACAUAUUUAUACAAGUGUUAUUUAUAUAAUGUUAUCACAAAUGCAUAUACACAGCGACGUCUCUCACAUUAUUUGCAUCAGCUUACAAACUGAGCCGUGAUUCUCUAACGACCCCUACGUAUGUAAUCUUUAUUUGCUUCAACUUUGUAUAUGUCGAUUAUAUGUUUGUUAAAUAUAAUGCAUCCUAUCCUGCUUGUAGACAGCGUGUGUUAAAUUUACUUAGUUUACUUGCAUUUUACACAAUUUAAGAACAAAGAAAAUCUGUUAAUUGUUUCGGAUUUUUGUUUUAAUUAUCUUACGCUCACCUUUUACCGUAUCGUUUUUUUAUUAUGUACGCUCGCAGCACGACAGAAGAAACACAUCACUUACAGUGGGGAAUAGUUUUCUGCUUAAUUUGGUAGUUACAACCAUUUACGUAAAGUUUUAUUAUAAUAGAGAAUUUUUUAAAAUUAGUAGUCUUAGUUACUCCAAAUAGACUGUACAUUGGUCCAGUAUUUUACUAGAUUACUCCGGGAACAAAGGCGAGUUUGUAAAAACAGAGAAUGUAUAGUUCGCUAGAGAUUAUUUAUUCCCAUAUAACAUAGACACUCCAAUUUUAUUAUAUUUUUUCAAUCCAUGUUAAUAAAGAUAAGUUGUAUUAUGAGUGAUUGCAUUGUGAAGGCGACAAGUAACGACAGCCCUACAUGACAUCUAAAUCUAAUCUAUCGUGAAAUUAGUUGCACCAUUGAAUGAAGUAAUGCAGUUUCUGUUGUCGUGUUGCGAAGCAUGCCUUAAAGUAAAACAAGAAGCGAGUCUGUAUGAAAAUACUAUUCGUAAUAUGUCAUCUUAGUGUCAUACUAUUUGGAUAAUAAAACUGUUUUAUUUAUGGCCCAUAAACUUAUUUUUUUAAUAACAAAAUGUAUCACAGUCUAAAAUGUUUAUUGGUUGCGAUACUCUAAAACGACACGAACUGGGUGCAUUUAUGAAUAAAUUAUUUGUAGUUUCAUAUUGAUCUCUUCUUAUUUAUAACUAACAUGUGGGUAUUAGAUGUGUCUUCGUAAUCGAAGUAGUUUCCUUUUGUGAAGGCGAGAAUUGCUGUUUAUUUGGAAGGGUAGUCAGAUAACGCCAAGUACUGCAAGUACUAGCACGUAAGCUCUACAGAUGCAGUUAAUAAUGUAAUAUUAAAUUUUGGUGUGCACUCAAGAGUCCUAUUUUUAUAACAUUUUCCUCGAUAAUUGAUGUUCGUCUAGAAAGUAUAUAUAAAAACGUAGGUUAAAAAUAUCAUUUUAGCAGAACACGUUUGGACGGCAGGUUCUUCCAAAAGUUUGGAGCUCUUAAUUUUAAAAGCGUUUUGUGAUUGUUUGAUGUAUGAGCUCUCGUGUAGUCGCUGCUAGGAUGGUCAACCGCUUGCGUAUUUUGCUUACUGAUAUGAAUGAAUAGCAAUAAAAGUUGAUUCUAAUACUCGACUAAGACAUAUUUAACAUUUGUUUAUAGUAACAAAUAUUUUAGUUGUAACUUGAUCAUCCUAACAGAUGUAGUUAACAACAUGUUUCACUCGAUACGAAAUAAGUAAUGAUUAUAGUGUUGUCUAUUUUAAAAACAAGAAUUAUGUUUGAAGUGAUUUACUAUGCGGUAUACAUGUUAAUAUAGAAUUGAAAUGUGUUUCAAGUGGAAGCAAUUUUAUAUUUAUGAAACGGAAAAAUCGAUUCAUGUAUAUUCAUAAUGUUAAUUACUUGCAAUAUUUUAAUAUACACAUAAUUUUUUAAUAGAAGAUAUCGCUUUGAAAACAAAAUACAAUAGGCGGAGCUGGACUGUGAGAUCACAAGCCGCGGUAUGAAAGCUGUUGGCUUUUGUCUUGUUGAAAUUUUAACUUUAUCACGUUUAAGAAUUGGUCCAUCAGAUUUGUAAGUAGCUUUCGGAAUAGGAAGACUCGGUUUCUUCGCCAUGCCUUAAUGUUAGACACAGAGUACUUACGGCGAGCCAUGUGAUACACGUUCAACAUUGUCACUCCCGCUGUUAGGGGGUCAAUCUCCGAAUUGUUAUAAAUUGUAUAUUGUGGGUUUUUAAAUUUCCAGCUUUUUUUAAUAUAAUCGGUUUUACAUAUACAGUGGCGGAUUGAAUUAUAUUAUUAACGAUAUUUUAUGUAUAUCAGUGGAUGAAAUGUGAGGCGUACGCGGCACCCCAUCUGGUUUGAUCCGUGCUAUAUUUUAUUUGUCGACACGCUUGCUCGUAGGGGAGAGUAGGGCGCCUUAGUGCCUUCCGUUGCCGCCGGGCGGCGCGCCGCGUGCGCCUCGCGCCACAAGCGCACCCCGCGCCCCUCGCGCCACAAGCGAGCCACCGAGCGACCACUGGCAGCCUGCGACUAUAUUAUUUUGUUUAAAAUAAAAUUUUAUUAACUGCA
Papilio polytes (common Mormon) is the source of this 4687-nucleotide messenger RNA. RefSeq names its product eukaryotic peptide chain release factor GTP-binding subunit ERF3A (gene eRF3). Bases 299 to 2113 code for a protein of 604 amino acids. Gene Ontology annotation, biological process: translation. The record is from RefSeq and is a predicted model, not a curated record. Lineage: Eukaryota; Metazoa; Arthropoda; Insecta; Lepidoptera; Papilionidae. Gene Ontology annotation, cellular component: translation release factor complex. Gene Ontology annotation, molecular function: translation release factor activity; GTPase activity; GTP binding. The transcript is spliced from 12 exons.